Messenger RNA from Chelonoidis abingdonii (Abingdon island giant tortoise), 7389 nucleotides. It is a transcript of the gene MYO7A, whose product is annotated as myosin VIIA. Lineage: Eukaryota; Metazoa; Chordata; Testudines; Testudinidae. Gene Ontology annotation, molecular function: protein binding; ATP binding; cytoskeletal motor activity. Gene Ontology annotation, cellular component: myosin complex; cytoskeleton. The record is from RefSeq and is a predicted model, not a curated record.
GUAAGCAAAGCAGGCACGGAGAGAGAGAGUGAGGCAGGCAGGCAGGCAAGGAGAAGGGUCCAUGCUUUAACUCAGACGGGGGCUGUUCAUUUACCUGGGACGUUAAUCUCUUCUCCAGGCAGCCUGGGCUUCCCUGGAACCUGGACUAUUCACUGAGCACCCAAGGCAACUGUGGUUCCAUGUAUUGCUAAGGGCUCCUAGAGGCAAUUGCUGAUGUGUUUACGUAGGAGCCAUGGUCAUUCUACGCCAGGGGGAUUAUGUGUGGAUGGACCUCAAAACCGGUCGGGAAUUUGAUGUUCCCAUUGGAGCCGUGGUCAAACUUUGUGACUCUGGGCAGAUCCAGGUGGUGGACGAUGAAGGCAACGAGCACUGGAUUUUCCCUCACAAUGCCAGCCACAUCAAACCCAUGCAUCCAACCUCUAUCCACGGGGUGGAGGACAUGAUCCGCCUGGGGGAUCUGAAUGAAGCUGGGAUUCUGCGGAACCUGCUCAUCCGUUACCGAGAGCACCUUAUCUAUACGUAUACAGGUUCGAUAUUAGUGGCAGUGAAUCCCUACCAGCUGUUACCUAUCUACUCUCCAGAGCAGAUACGGCUGUACACCAACAAAAAGAUUGGGGAGAUGCCCCCCCACAUCUUCGCAAUAGCUGACAACUGCUACUACAACAUGCAACGCAACAACAGGGACCAGUGUUGCAUCAUAAGUGGCGAGUCUGGUGCAGGGAAGACGGAGAGCACCAAACUGAUCCUGCAGUUCCUGGCUGCUAUCAGCGGGCAGCAUUCCUGGAUUGAGCAGCAGGUGCUGGAGGCAAACCCCAUUUUAGAAGCUUUUGGAAAUGCAAAGACAAUUCGUAAUGACAACUCCAGCCGAUUUGGUAAAUACAUCGACAUCCAUUUCAACAAGAGGGGAGCCAUCGAAGGGGCAAAGAUUGAGCAGUACCUGCUGGAGAAAUCUCGAGUCUGCAGACAGGCCCAGGAUGAGCGGAAUUACCAUGUAUUUUACUGUAUGCUGAAAGGAAUGACACCAGAACAGAAAAAGAAACUGGGUCUUGGGAAAGCCACUGAUUAUAACUACCUCGCUAUGGGUAACUGCACUACCUGUGAUGGCAGAGACGAUAGUAAGGAGUAUGCAAACAUUCGCUCUGCAAUGAAAGUCCUGAUGUUCACCGACACUGAGAACUGGGAGAUCUCAAAGCUUCUGGCAGCCAUAUUGCAUAUGGGGAAUUUGCGGUAUGAAGCACGGAUGUAUGAUAACCUGGAUGCCUGUGAGGUUGUUCGCUCUGCGUCAUUAAUCACUGCAGCUUCAUUACUGGAGGUGGAUCCUCAGGAUGUGAUGAACUGCCUUACUAGCCGCACAAUAAUCACGAGAGGAGAGACCGUCUCCACCCCUCUCAGCAUGGAGCAGGCGCUGGAUGUGAGGGAUGCUUUUGUCAAGGGAAUCUACGGGCGGCUUUUCGUGUGGAUUGUGGAGAAGAUCAAUGCUGCCAUUUACAGGCCUCCCUCCCAUGAACUACAGAGUGUCAGGAGGUCCAUUGGUCUUCUCGAUAUCUUCGGCUUUGAGAACUUCACUGUGAACAGUUUCGAGCAGCUCUGCAUCAACUUUGCAAAUGAGAACCUGCAGCAGUUCUUUGUGCGCCACGUCUUCAAGCUGGAGCAGGAGGAAUAUAACCUGGAGAACAUUAACUGGCAGCACAUCGAGUUCACCGACAACCAGGAUGCCUUGGACAUGAUCGCCAUCAAACCCAUGAACAUCAUAUCACUCAUUGAUGAGGAGAGUAAGUUCCCCAAGGGUACAGAUACCACAAUGCUGCACAAGCUGAAUUCCCAGCACAAGCUAAACACCAACUACAUCCCGCCGAAGAAUAACCAUGAAACCCAGUUUGGCAUUAACCACUUUGCUGGUGUUGUCUACUAUGAAACCAAAGGGUUUUUGGAGAAAAACAGGGACACGCUUCAUGGAGACAUCAUUCAGCUGGUCCAUUCCUCUAAAAACAAAUUUAUCAAGCAAAUCUUCCAAGCGGACGUGGCUAUGUUUCUCUGUGGCUAUGCAUCCAGUUCUUUUGGCCAGUCACCAGCACCCACUCCAAAGGGAGCAGAGACAAGGAAGCGCUCGCCGACACUCAGCAGCCAGUUCAAGCGAUCUCUCGAGCUGUUGAUGAGAACCCUCAGCGGGUGCCAGCCCUUCUUCGUCCGCUGCAUCAAACCUAAUGAAUAUAAGAAGCCCAUGUUAUUUGAUCGGGAGCUGUGUGUUCGCCAGCUGAGGUACUCAGGGAUGAUGGAGACCAUCCGGAUCCGCAGGGCCGGCUAUCCCAUCCGCUACAGCUUCGUGGAGUUUGUGGACAGGUAUCGUGUCCUCAUGCCCGGGGUGAAGCCGGCGUACAAGCAGGGCGACCUGCGUGGAACGUGCCAGCGAAUUGCUGAAGCGGUGCUGGGAAAAGAUGAUGAUUGGCAGAUUGGCAAGACCAAGAUUUUCCUGAAGGAUCACCAUGAUAUGCUGCUGGAGAUUGAGAGGGACAAGGCCAUCACAGACAAGGUCAUCCUCAUCCAGAAGGUGGUUCGUGGGUUUAAAGACAGGUCCAAUUUCCUGAAAGUGCGACAUUCGGCCCUGAUGAUUCAGAGAUACUGGCGGGGACAUAACUGCAGAAAGAACUAUGGUGCUAUGAGGAUUGGGUUCCUGAGGCUCCAGGCCCUCUACCGUUCCCGCAAACUCCACACGCAGUACCACAUGGCUCGCAGACGGAUCAUCGAGUUCCAGGCAAGGUGCCGGGGCUGCCUGGUGCGCAGGGCCUUCCGCCAUCGCCUUUGGGCUGUCUUUACAAUCCAGGCUUAUGCCAGGGGCAUGAUAGCACGGAGGCUAUAUAAGCGCCUUAAGGGAGAAUAUCACCGCCGUCUGGAAGCAGAGAAGCUUCGUCUGGCAGAAGAGGAACGGCUCCGGAAGGAGAUGAGUGCCAAGAAAGCCAAAGAGGAAGCAGAAAAGAAGCACCAAGUACGCCUUGCCCAACUGGCCCGGGAAGAUGCUGAGAGAGAGGUGAAGGAGAAAGAGGAAGCCCGUCAGAAGAAGGAACUCUUAGACAAAAUGGAGAAGGCCCGAAACGAGCCAGUGAACGACUCAGAUAUGGUAGACAAAAUGUUUGGAUUCCUAGGGACCACUUCAUCUCUGCCAGGCCAGGAAGGACAAGCACCCAAUGGCUUUGAGGACCUUGAGCGAGCCCAGAAGGAGCUAGAGGAAGAGGAUUUAGACGCAGCUUUGCCCCUCCCCGAGGAAGAGGAGGAAGACCUUUCGGAGUAUAAAUUUGCAAAGUUUGCAGCCACCUACUUCCAGGGCACGACGACACACACGUACAUCCGCCGGCCGCUUAAGCAGCCCCUUCUGUACCACGAGGAUGAAGGAGACCAGUUGGCAGCACUUGCAGUGUGGAUCACUAUCCUUCGUUUCAUGGGAGACCUUCCUGAGCCUAAAUACCAUACGGCUAUGAGCGACGGCAGCGAGAAGAUUCCAGUGAUGACCAAAAUCUAUGAGACUCUAGGGAAAAAGACCUACAAAAAGGAGCUGCAGGCUUUGCAGGGGGAAGGAGAGAGCGCUCACAUAGAUGGCCACAAGAAGAACAGUGUGCGGCACAAACUGGUCUCCUUGACUCUAAAGAAGAAAUCCAAACUGACUGAAGAGGUGACAAAGAGACUCCAUGACGGUGAGUCCACCCUCCAAGGCAACAGCAUGCUUGAAGACCGACCCACCUCCAACUUGGAGAAGCUGCAUUUCAUUAUUGGUAAUGGCAUCCUCAGACCAGCAUUAAGGGAUGAAAUCUAUUGUCAAAUCUGCAAACAGCUCACCCAGAACCCUUCCAAAAGCAGCCACGCCAGAGGCUGGAUCCUGAUGUCGCUGUGCGUGGGAUGCUUUGCUCCUUCCGAAAAGUUUGUGAAGUAUUUAAGGAACUUCAUCAAUGGAGGUCCUCCUGGUUACGCUCCCUACUGUGAAGAGAGAUUGAGGAGAACAUUUGCAAAUGGGACUAGGACCCAGCCGCCCAGCUGGUUAGAAUUACAGGCGACAAAGUCCAAGAAACCUAUCAUGCUGCCUGUUACGUUUAUGGAUGGGACAACGAAAACGCUGCUAACUGACUCUGCAACGACUGCUAAAGAGCUCUGCAAUUCCUUAGCUGACAAGAUCAGCCUGAAGGAUCAAUUUGGGUUUUCGCUUUACAUCGCACUGUUUGACAAGGUCUCAUCCUUGGGGAGCGGCAACGACCACGUAAUGGACGCUGUGUCUCAGUGUGAACAGUACGCCAAAGAGCAGGGAGCCCAGGAGCGCAACGCACCAUGGCGGCUCUUCUUCAGGAAGGAGAUCUUCACCCCGUGGCACAAUCCGAGCGAAGACAACGUGGCAACCAACCUCAUUUACCAGCAGAUAGUCCGAGGGGUGAAGUUUGGGGAGUACCGAUGUGACAAGGAAGAAGACUUGGCAGAACUGGCUUCCCAGCAGUAUUACGUAGACUAUGGGGCAGCGAUGGUGCUGGAGCGACUCCUGAACUUAAUCCCCUCCUACAUCCCUGACAGAGAGAUCACUGCUUCGAAAACAGUGGAGAAAUGGGCUCAGCUCAUUAUAGCUGCACAUAAAAAGGGAAUUUAUACUCAGAAGAGAGCAGACCCAAAAAAAGUCAAGGAAGAAGUGGUGGAUUUUGCACGUUUCAAGUGGCCUUUGCUGUUUUCUAGAUUCUAUGAAGCCUUCAAAUUCUCAGGACCCAGCCUGCCUAAGAACGAUGUGAUUGUAGCUGUGAAUUGGACCGGAGUGUACUUUGUGGAUGAACAAGAACAAGUCCUCUUAGAACUCUCCUUCCCAGAGAUCAUGGCUGUCUCAAGCAGUAGAGGGGGAAAGCUCCAAGGGCAGAGUUUCACCUUGGCCACCAUUAAAGGGGACGAAUACACCUUCACCUCCAACAAUGCAGAGGACAUCCGGGAUCUUGUUGUCACCUUCCUAGAAGGACUAAGGAAAAGAUCAAAGUAUGUUGUCACUCUCCAAGACAACCCAAACCCCGUGGGAGAAGAAUCUGGAUUUCUCAACUUCCAUAAAGGAGACCUGAUUGUUAUGGACCAGGACACUGGAGAGCAUGUCAUGAACUCGGGCUGGGCCAAUGGGGUCAAUGAAAGGACCAAACAGAGAGGAGAUUUCCCAACAGACUGUGUUUACGUCUUGCCGACUGUCACCAUGCCGCCUCUGGAGAUUGUGGCGUUAGUCACAAUGACCCCUGACCAGAGGCAAGAUGUUAUUAGAAUGUCCCAACUGGCGAUUUCAGACAGUGAAGAAAGAGUGAAGCCGUAUACCUUGGAAGAGUUCUCCUAUGAUUAUUUUAGGCCACCUCCGAAGCACACUCUGAGCCGGGUGAUGAUCACCAAAAAUCGAGGGAAAGACAAACUGUGGUGCUACACUCGAGAGCCCAUCAAGCAGCCCUUGCUGAAGAAGAUCCUGGGCAGCGAGGAGCUGUCCCAGGAAGCCUGCAUGGCAUUCAUUGCUGUGCUGAAGUAUAUGGGUGACUAUCCAUCCAAAAGAACCCGCUCAGUCAACGAGCUAACAGACCAAAUAUUUGAAGGUGCCUUGAAAGCUGAACUGUUGAAAGAUGAAAUCUACUGUCAGAUCCUCAAGCAGCUCACUGACAACCACAUUAAGUACAGCGAAGAGAAAGGUUGGGAGCUGCUUUGGUUGUGCACAGGCCUAUUCCCUCCCAGUAAUGUUCUCCUGCCCCAUGUCCAGAGGUUUCUCCAGUCCCGGAAGCAUCACCCCCUAGCCACAGAUUGCAUACAGAGACUCCAGAAAGCACUGAGGAAUGGAUCCAGGAAGUAUCCUCCCCAUCUGGUUGAAGUGGAGGCAAUUCAACACAAAACCACCCAAAUUUUCCACAAAGUUUACUUCCCCGAUGACACUGAUGAGGCAUUUGAAGUAGAGUCCAGCACUAAGGCCAAGGAUUUCUGCCAGAACAUCUCCAGCAGACUGCUGCUGAAGUCAUCGGAGGGCUUCAGCCUCUUCGUCAAAAUCUCCGACAAGGUUAUCAGCGUCCCAGAAGGAGAUUUCUUCUUUGACUUUGUCAGACAUCUUACAGACUGGAUAAAGAAAGCAAGACCUGCAAAAGACGGUAUAGUGCCUUCUCUCACAUACCAAGUGUUCUUCAUGAAAAAAUUGUGGACAAACACCAUCCCUGGGAAGGAUUCAAUGGCAGACUCCAUCUUCCACUAUUAUCAGGAAUUACCAAAGUACCUGCGUGGCUACCACAAGUGUACUCGGGAAGAGGUCUUACAGCUGGCAGCUCUGAUCUACAGGGUGAAGUUUGAGGAUGACAAGUCCUAUUUCCCCAGCAUCCCCAAGCUUCUGAAGGAGCUGGUGCCUCAGGAUCUUCUCCGGCAGCUUUCUCCGGACGACUGGAAAAGGUCCAUUGUGGCGUAUUUCAAUAAGCAUGCAGGCAAAACAAGAGAAGAAGCCAAGCUUGCCUUCCUAAAGAUUGUCUUCAAGUGGCCUACAUUUGGAUCAGCCUUUUUUGAAGUGAAGCAAACUACCGAGCCAAAUUACCCAGAGAUCCUUUUAAUUGCCAUCAACAAACACGGAGUCAGCCUCAUAGAUCCCAAAACCAAGGAUAUUCUCACGACUCAUCCCUUCACCAAGAUCUCCAACUGGAGCAGCGGCAACACGUACUUUCACAUAACCAUUGGCAACCUGGUGCGGGGAAGCAAACUGCUCUGUGAAACGUCGCUGGGCUACAAGAUGGAUGACCUCUUGACCUCGUACAUCAGUCAGAUGUUGACAGCCAUGAGCAAACAGAGGAGUGCAAAGGGCAGCAGCAAGUGAACUGAAAGAAGCCAUUGGCAGGUGGCCAUGGAGCUAAUUCACCAGCUGAGGCCUGUGGGAUACCCCUGCAGCUGGGGCAGAACCUUUUCUACCCAGAUGUGGAAGAUGAUCCAGACUCCUUCAGAAAGCUCAUCCGACUCUGAUCUUGAGGGCUCAAGUCCCAUUUCCCCUUCCAGCGAGGACGACUAUCUGUGAUGCUGACCUCCAAUUCCCCCCUCCUCCCUAGUAAGCCCCGUUUUAAACUUCUAAGCUUUCUGGGUGACAGACAGUGACUGAUCAACAGAGAAGUGUCAGUAGGAUGUUUACUAUCAAACCAAAUGACUGAAGUUUGCAAAGGAUUGUAGGAAAAAGUCGCGAGUCUCGUUUUUAAAAAGGGGAAGGUAGUCAGGGUGCCGUUAAGGGCUUUGGAGAAGUUCUGGGCAUCCGAGAUUUGCUGAUCAGUAACCUAACCCUGCUCCAUUGUAGAGAAAAAUCCCAUCCACUCUCCUGCAGGUAUCUUGACAUUACAACAGAACAAAAAGAAAUCCAUUUGUUUUAUACAAAAAAAAAAAAAGCCGAGGGAA